UAUUUUUAUUUGGAACGCACCAGACCGUAACAAACAAGCAGUUGCGAUCACCCGCGCCACAACCUUGAACGCGGUCGUUUAACCUUCGAAUCUGAAAUUGUUUCUCCAACUUCCUCCUUCCUUAAUCAACCUCUGUUGCAAUGUCCAUGUCGUGCAAUUCUCUUCUCCUUCUUUUCUCCUCCAUAUUCCUCACCUAUUUCCCAGGAUUGAUUAUAUCUGCGGACGUGACGCUGAGCUCGAUUGAGAUCUUCACAACCCACGAGUUUCUUAAAGCCACUCCAACUGUCUAUUUUCUGUGCAAAGGGGACAACAAAACCCAAUUGCCUGACAUCAAAAAACCCCAUGUCUUUUAUUCUUUUAAGGGUGAAGAGUCUUGGCAGCCUUUAACUAAUUUCUCAGGUAAAAAGUGCAAGCGAUGUGGAAUCUAUGAGGAAGACAAAUUUCUUUCAGAUGAUGUGUUUGACGUGUGGGAAUUCUGUCCUUCUGAUUUUACUACCCCUGAUGGAAGAUACGUCCACUUCAAGGAAAAAGAAUUCAAUGCUAGUUUUCUGUGCCCAGAGUGCUUAUCUUUUUCUGGUGCUUCUGUCUCUGCACCACCUGUCGAGAAUCACAAUCCCAAUAAAAAAGGAAUGAAUGUAGCAGUUAUCAUUUUACUAAGUAUUUUGGGCUCAACUAUAUUGAUUCUGGGAAUGUUGGGUGCAUACAAGUAUUGGCAAAAGAGGAAGAGGGAGCAGGAUCAGGCUCGGUUUUUGAAGCUAUUUGAAGAAGGAGAUGACAUUGAGGAUGAGCUCGGCCUUGGCACUAUAAUAUGAAAGCAAACAAAAUACCUCCUGUACAGUAGGUUUUCCUCGCAAUUUUGUUUAAGAAAAUGGAUGAGAAAAUUUUCCUUGUUUGACUUGCAACUUACACUAUAAGAGAUAGUUGUCAAAGUGAACAGCAAUAUGUUAUUGUUCAUAUUAUCUGUACAUACUACACAUUUUUAUAUGGCUCUUUUUGGACUUCAUCUGACAGAAAUGCUAUAACAAUCUUGUAAAAACUAAGGUUUCAUUGAUUCCUCCAUCUUCAAUUGAGAUUAAAAGAAUACAUUAUGCAACUUCUA
Molecule: messenger RNA, 1099 nt
Organism: Glycine soja
Lineage: Eukaryota; Viridiplantae; Streptophyta; Magnoliopsida; Fabales; Fabaceae
Exons: 4
Coding region: 141-812 (223 amino acids)
Source: RefSeq, a predicted model, not a curated record